This is a messenger RNA of Coregonus sp. 'balchen', 4165 nucleotides long. The record is from the annotation of a GenBank genome assembly. Lineage: Eukaryota; Metazoa; Chordata; Actinopteri; Salmoniformes; Salmonidae.
AUGCUGGUGGAGCACGCCUCCCUGAAGGGGGUCCGCAGCCACACUGUGGUGGACCUGAUCCUGGACCAGGCCGUACGCUGGCAACUCCUCCUCAUCACCUUCACCACCCUGCAGUUCUGUGGCAUUAAUGCUGUGAGUUGAUGGUUGAAGUCGAUCCAUGAGAUCAGUGUGUUUAGAGUUAGAGUGAGCAAAAGGGUAUACAAAUGUAGAAUGGCAUGGUUAUGUCACUUUCUGAUCAAAACCUACCUAGAGUCUUACGUUCAUUCAGUUAGAUACAGUAUGUCUGAUUGACUGAGUGAUGAACUCUGUCAUUCUGCUCCUCUUCACGUGUGCCUUUACUCAUUUGACAUGUUCCGUACGGCAGGGAUCCCCACCCACCAGUUGCGCCAUGUUGCCUUGGGAACCGGUCUGUGUGAGAUUUCCACCUCUGUGGCCUGUGUGAGUCCUAUUUCACCAUAUCUCUCAAUAAACCUAAUUAACCCUAUAUUAACAUUGAGGAACUGUGAACCCUGCGAAAUGAAAAUGACCAUGCCUCAUGUUUUGGUUGACCUUUAAAUGGAGGGGUUUGUCAACAGCACAAACCCCUCAAGCCUGUAAUUACAGUGCGUUCAGAAAGUAUUCACACCCCUAGACUUUUUCCACAUUUAGUGCACACAAUACCACAUAAUGUCAAAGUGGAAUUAUGUUUUUAGAAAUGUUUACAAAUUAAUAAAAAAUGAAAAGCUGAAAUGUCUUGAGUCAAUAAGUAUUCAACCCCUUUGUUAUGGCAAGCCUAAAUAAGUUCAGGAUACAAUUAUCUGUAAGGUCCCUCAGUCGAGCUGUCACACCCUGGCUCUGGGGACUCUAUAUGUUGAGCCAGGGUGUGUAGAUUCUAUGGUUUUGUGUUCUAUGUUGUAGUUCUAGUUGUUGUAUUUCUAUGUUGGCCAGAGUGGUUCUCAAUCAGAGGCAACGAGUGUCAGCUGUUGCUGGUUGUCUCUGAUUGGGAACCACAUUUAAACAGGCUGUUUUCCCACAGUAGUUGUGGGAUCUUGUUCCUUUUGGUUUGUUCCGUGUUGGUUGUUUAACCUAGGACGUCACGUUAUUCGUUUAUUGUUUUGUUCGCGUUAUCACUUUUGAUAAUAAAGUAUGUUCGCAUUUCACGCUGCACCUUGGUCCUCUUCCUUCGACGAUCGUGACACGAGCAGUGAUUUUCAAACACAGAUUUAACCACAAAGACCAGGGAGGUUUUCCAAUGCCUAGCAAAGAAGGGUACCGAGAGCAAGGAAACCGGUCAGGCCAAUGGUGACUUUAAAAGUUAGAGUUUAAUGGCUGUGGUAGGAGAACUGAGGAUGGAUCACCAACAUUGUAGGUUCUCCACAAUACUAACCUAAAUGACAGAGUGGAAUUAAGGAAGCCUGUACAGAAUAAAGAUAUUCCAAAACAUGCAUCCUCUUUGCAAUAAGGCACUAAAGUAAAACUGCAAAAAAUGUGGCAAAGAAAUUAACUUUAUGUCCUGAAUACAAAAAAUUAUGUUUUGGGCAAAUCCAACACAACACAUCACUGAGUACCACUCUUCAUAUUUUCAAGCAUGGUGGUGGCUGCAUCAUGUUAUGGGUAUGCUUGUCAUUGGCAAGGACUAGGGAGUGUUUUCUGAUAAAAAUAAACGGAAUAGAGCUAAGCACAGGCAAAAUCCUAGAGGAAAACCUGGUUCAGUCUGCAGUCCAACGACACUGUGAGACUAAACUGCCAUUCAGCAGGACAAUAACCUAAAACACAAGGCCAAAUAUACACUGGAGUUGCUUACCAAGACAACAUUGAAUGUUCCUGAGUGGCUUAGUUACAGUUUGACUUAAAUCGGCUUGAAAAUCUAUGACAAGACUUGAAAAUGUAUGCAAAGCGCUUAGGUAUUUACUCAGGAUAAGUUUGGUGAAUUUUGGCCCAUUCCUCCUGACAGAGCUUGUGUAACUGAGUCAGGUUUGUAGGCCUCCUUGCUCGCACACGCUUUUUCAGUUCUGCCCACACAUUUUCUAUAGGAUUGAGGUCAGGGCUUUGUGAUGGCCACUCCAAUACCUUGACUUUGUUGUCCUUAAGCCAUUUUGCCACAACUUUGGAAGUAUGCUUGGGGUCAUUGUCCAUCUGCAAGACCCAUUUGCGACCAAGCUUUAAUUUCCUGACUGAUGUCUUGAGAUGUUGCUUCAAUAUAUCCACAUAAUUUUCCUUCCUCAUGAUGCCAUCUAUUUUGUGAAGUGCACCAGUCCCUUCUGCAGCAAAGCACACCCACAGCAUGAUGCUGCCACCCACGUGCUUCACGGUUGGGAUGUUGUUCUUCGGCUUGCAAGGUCCCCCUUUUUCCUCCAAACAUAACGAUGGUCAUUAUGGCCAAACAGUUAUAUUUUUGUUUUAUCAGACCAGAGGACAUUUCUCCAAAAAGUAAGAUCUUUGUCCCCAUGUGCAGUUGCAAACCGUAGUCUGGCUUUUUUAUGGCGGUUUUGGAGCAGUGGCUUCUUCCUUGCUGAGCGGACUUUCAGGUUUUGUCGAUAUAGGACUCGUUUUACUGUGGAUAUAGAUACUUUUGUACCUGUUUCCUCCAGCAUCUUCACAAGGUCCUUUGCUGUUGUUCUGGGAUUGAUUUGCACUUUUCGCACCAAAGUACGUUCAUCUCUAGGAGACAGAACGCGUCUCCUUCCUGAGCGGUAUGACGGCUGCAUUGUCCCAUGGUGUUUAUACUUGCGUACUAUUUCUUGUACAGAUGAACGUGGUACCUUCAGGCGUUUGGAAAUUGCUCCCAAGGAUGAACCAGACUUGUGGAGGUCUACAAUUUUUUUUGGGAGGUCUUGGCUGAUUUCUUUUGAUUUUCCCAUGAUGUCAAGCAAAUAGGCACUGAGUUUGAAGGUAGGCCUUGAAAUACAUCCACAGGUACACCUCCAAUUGACUCAAAUGAUGUCAAUUAGCCCAUCACAAGCUUCUAAAGUCAUGACAUCAUUUUCUGGAAUUUUCCAAGUUGUUUAAAAGCACAGUCAACUUAGUGUAUUUAAACUUCUGACCCACUGGAAUUGUGAUACAGUGAAUUAUAAAUGAAAUAAUCUGUCUGUAAACAAUUGUUGGAAAAAUUACAUACUUACUUAACCGACUUGCCAAAACUAUAGUUUGUUAACAAGACAUUUGUGGAGUGGUUGAAAAAUGAGUUUUAAUGACUCCAACCUAAGUGUAUGUAAACUUCCGACUUCAACUGUCUCUGCCAUUUUAAUGCACGUUCGCCAUUGAUAGCACAGGAAAAAGCCUGCUCCUCUACAGGGAUUACCUAUGCAUGGCAGUUACCCUGGGUCUCCUGGGUCACUCUACCUGCAGGUGAGUCACACUUUAUAAGCAACACACUGCUCUGUCAUCAACUACAUAGUUUGUGGGUGACAUCUUUUCCAUGAAUGGAACAAUGCUCAUUAUGAAUGAAUAAAUGUCAUUCAUUCUUAAUGUCACAGAAUGUCCUUAUAUAUUAUCACUGGGUUACAUCAAUCUUUUACAAUGGGUGGCAACAUCAGUGGUUCAUCAAUAAGCCACACCGUUUGUUGUUAUUUGUUGUUCAGAUCCAAGUCUCCUGGAUGCCUUACUGCAGUAUAGUUCUCAUCUUCACCUUCUUCUUCUCCAGUGGACCAGGUGGGUCCUAUAACCUGACGUAGAACUAAACCAAGCUAAAAACAAAUCAACUUAUUUAGCUGGUAUUUUCAUUGUUUAUUGCUCCUAGCUGGAGUGACAGCACCUCUGCCUGGUGAAAUCUUCAACCAGUCGUUCAAAUCAGCAGCCUUCACCAUCGGUUGCACCCUCAACUGGCUGGGGCUGCUCUUCCACCUCAUAGCGGUGAGCACAUCAACCUCUCUCUCAUACCUUGUCACAUACACAAACAGGUAUAACAGUUGUACUGUAACUAUUAUGUGACAGUGAGUACCUAGAUUGUAAUUACACGGUUAUUACAUAGGUAUUGGGACUCUUAUUUGUUAAGUGGGAACGUGGCAGCUGAUAUCACACACAUACACACAUGCAAUCACAGUAUGUUUAUACACGGGAGAAGUUGGACUACUUCUGUUUCCUGUCAGGGUUGUUUGUGUGGUACAAAGUGCUUGAGACCAAGAACCACACCAUCAUGGAGAUCACUGUCGAGAUUCAGAGGAUGCAUCCCAGCAGGGGAUCCUCA